UCGACAUCGAAGCUCCCAUCUACGCUUCUAUUCUAUCCUUUUCUCUGCCCUUUACUCGCCAUCAUGUUUCUCCUCCGCCGCACAGCUGCUCGCGCGAUCGCCUCGACGCCCUCGUCGGCCGUCUUCGUCACGCCGCGCUCCUUCUCCUCCCUCACACCCACCGCGUUCCGCGCCAAGAAGCAGCAAUGGACCGUGUCUGCUUUCCAGAAGAGAUUCCUCAGCGAGGACCCGCACAAGGUUGCGACGACAGAUGCUGAGGCCAAGAAGGUCGAGGCAGAGGAGGGCUUCGCGCAAACCGCAGCAGAGGCUCCCGUAGAGCAGGACCUCACCCCCGCGCAGGAAGAGGCACAGGCCCCGCCCACCGAUGCUGAGAACACUGUCGGCGCCGAUGCCUUGAAGCAAGCCGCCGAGCCCAGAUCCGGCCGUGGACCUCCAAGGGAAAAGCCCCGUGUUGCGCGCGAGCGGAAUAUGGUUCCUAACAAGGUCGUCUACGUCGGCAACCUGUACUACGAGGUCACCGCAGACCAGCUGAAGCGCGUCUUCAGCCGGUUUGGUGAGAUUGAGAACGUCAGGCUCAUCUACGAUAACAGGGGGCUCAGCAGAGGUUUCGGUUACGUUGAGUUCAAGGACGAGGCGGCUGCCGGAGCCGCGUGCGAGAACCUCGACAUGCAGGUAUUCGAGGGCCGCAACCUCGUCGUCCAGUACCACUCGCCCAAGGAGAACUCGCGGACGCGCACAUCGACCGGGGACAUCGUGCCCAACCCGCCGUCCAAGACGCUCUUCAUCGGCAACAUGUCGUUUGAGAUGUCGGACAAGGACCUCAACGACCUCUUCCGCGACAUCCGCAACGUCAUGGACGUCCGCGUUGCCAUUGACCGCAGGACGGGCCAGCCGAGAGGCUUCGCCCACGCCGACUUCAUCGACACGGCCAGCGCCACCCGCGCCAAGGAGGUGCUCCAGGAGAAGAUCAUCUACGGCAGACAGCUGCGUGUCGACUUCAGCAAAUCAGGCAGCAACAACCAGCGCGACGGCGAGAGGAAGUAAGGGCGGCAUCGAGUGGCGCGUUGCAAGCAUUGUUUUGAUAAACGAGAGGGGCGGAUUGGUCAAAAGCGUCGGGGGCAUUUAAAAGACGACGACGUGAGAGCACAUGAGCAUGUUUCCAUCUUGUCGUUUUCUACUGUGUUGAUAGGGCUGGCAGGACGGCAUGUACCAUAACUAGAGGAGUGUCCCGGCGUUUGAUUCCCCUCUCUUUCUGUACAUGAUAGGGCGGAAUGGGUGCUGCGGCGAAACAAAAUUUAAUAGCUGACCUCAG
This is a messenger RNA of Paraphaeosphaeria sporulosa, 1312 nucleotides long. RefSeq names its product RNA-binding domain-containing protein. The transcript has 3 exons. Bases 64 to 1044 code for a protein of 326 amino acids. The record is from RefSeq and is a predicted model, not a curated record. Gene Ontology annotation, molecular function: RNA binding. NCBI's taxonomy places the organism in Eukaryota, Fungi, Ascomycota, Dothideomycetes, Pleosporales, Didymosphaeriaceae.